AUGUGGGAGGAAGUCUUUGUUCACUUUGAUACGGAUCCACCAUGGUGUAUCUGCUUUAAAUCCCCUUCCUCAUCGAAGAUAACAAUGAAAAAAAUUGUACAGACCACUUUAGAGAGAUAUAAUACAGAUAAGAAAACAGAAUAUUCGAUAGAUGAUUUUAACAUAUAUAGAAUAGAUCAAAAUGAUACUGAAAUAUCACAAGAAACAGAUUUAGAUAAAGUUUUCGGAGAAUUGCAUAACGAAAUUCUUCUUCGUCUUAAAAACAAUAACGAAUUUGAAGAGGAAGAAGACGAUUUAAUGCCGUAUCAAUUGGCAUCCGAAGACGAUCAGAUCAAACUUCAUAAAGCAGCAGAACUUCUUCUAAAAAAUCGAAAUUAUGUUCAAAGUUUAUCAACAUAUCGAUUAACGAGCCUUCCACCAAGCAGGCAAGCAAUACAAUUAUUCGUAGAAAACGAUCUAAGUAAAAGAUUUCAGCCCGAAAGCCAAAAUACAGAAAGUAUAAAUCCAUUUUCUCAUUUUUCUUUUAACAGAUUAUUAACAGAGCUUGACAGCCUUUAUCCAGUCCAGAAGAAAGGAGAUUUACUGGUAGAAAUCAUCAAAAGGAAUGCGAAUGCUGGAAUUGACUGUCUAUUUCAAGAACCAGAGUUAUUCAUGUUAAUUCCGAAGAUUUACCAAGAUAUACCAGACAUUACAUCCAAAAUCAUCAAGAAAAUACAGGAAUCAAGCAUAAAAACCAACGGAGUCGUUUGUAUUCUUUCAAUUAUCGCAAAAUCCAACUGUAUCGACAUAUUUUGCCAAAUUCUAACUACGUGCAUUACAGUUGCUGACCUUUCUGCUAAGAGCUGCUACGAAAUCGCAUGGAUUCUAUAUCAAUACAGAAGAUCAGAUAUCUUGAUUCCGAUUGUCGACCAUUGGCUUGGCGAAAUCAACAAUCGUGUUGACGAAUCACUCCAUAUUUGUUUAGUUCACGGCGCACUCGGUCUAAUUUGCUCUUUUCCACCUGUUGACGACAGAUUUUCUGCUCUUUCGAAAAAACAGUUUGAUUACAGCAAAAUAACAGAAACAGAGCUAUAUACAAUCCGUAUUAUCAUUGUAGCUGCCUUGUUAAUCUACGAGGAAGGCUUUUUAGGUGCUUUUUCCGCAAUUAUCGAUGCAAUUAAAAACAUCAUCGAUAUUGGUGUUUAUUUUUUGCGGGAAUAUCCAGAAUGGCAGCUUAUUACAACAUCCAUUAAAUGCGCAUCCCGUGUUAACAUGACACCGCGCUUUCCUACCUCUGUUUUCGUGAUUGGUGAUGAAUAUUCGAUCAUUGCAAAUUACAGGAUCAUGAAACCAUUUGGAACUUGUUUUUCUCAUUCGAUUCGAGGUCUUUCUUUGAUGUCUUUGAGGACACAGACACAACAGAGAGACAUGUUCGUGAAUGUGCUUGAAUCUAUACAACCAUUCGAUGUAAUUUUCUUGUUUCUUGGAACAGUUGACAUCGAAAAAGAACUUCCAAAGAUGUUGCAAGAAGGAGACACAGAUUCUGUUGUUUCCCAGUUAGAAGAAUUGGCUGUGAUAAUGGGAGAAACUGUGGAAGAGAUUAAAAAUAGAUUCCCUGGUAAGAAGAUAUUUGUACAUAAAGUAUUGACACCUGUACAAGAAGCUCUUCAGAUUUCAAAGUAUUUCAACGAAAGAAUACAAUUGGAACUGUCUGAAAACGCUUCUUUUGUUGAUUUACACCUGCCGCCACUUUAUAACUCUGUGGAUAUGAUCGGUGGGGAUAUUCAAGAUGACUGGCCUGAUAAAUACGCAAAGGCUUUCUUUAACGAGUUCUCUGAAAAUAGGUCUUCAAAGAAAAAAUAA
Molecule: messenger RNA, 1842 nt
Organism: Trichomonas vaginalis G3
Lineage: Eukaryota; Parabasalia; Trichomonadida; Trichomonadidae
Product: SGNH hydrolase family
Exons: 1
Coding region: 1-1842 (613 amino acids)
Source: RefSeq, a predicted model, not a curated record